AUGAAUCCGAGAGAUCCUCUCGCGUACAAAGACGCCAUUUUUUUUUCUGGCCACAAGUUUUUGGGUGGUCCGGGAUCUCCCGGUGUACUGAUCGUGAAAAAGAAUCUUAUGCAAAACGAAGUGCCGACGACAGAUGGAGAUGAGACCGUGCUCUUAGUGACUGAAAAAGCUCAAAACAAGUUAAGUGACAUUGUCUUGCGCGAGGAAGGAGGUGCGCCAGAUAUUUUGGGCAGUAUUCGACUGGGUCUAGCUUUUCGGCUGAAACAACGUGUCGGAGCUAACACGAUUAUGGCAUUGGAACGUCGUCACGCGCAGCACGUUCGUGAAGCGUUAGUCAGAAACUCGAACAUCGUGCUGCUUGGUCGCCAUACAUACAACAUGGACCAGUUGCCAAUCUUUUCAAUGAUGAUUCGCUUUGAUGACCGUUUUCUACACCAUAACUUCGUGUGUGCAUUGCUGAACGAUCUUUUUGGUAUACAAGCUCGUGGCGGCUGUCAAUGUGCCGGUCCGUACGCAGCUCGUAUGCUUGGACUGAAUAUAAAGCAUACAAUUGCGCUAGAACACGCUUUUACGGAAGAAGAUGAAGUUAUUAAGCCGGGUGUCGUUCGAAUGAGUUUUCCGUACUUUGCUGACGAUGCCGAAGUUGAGUACAUUCUUGAUGCAGUGAGAUUCAUAGCCGAAGAAGGAUGGAAAUUUCUACCACAGUAUGAGCUAGACGUCCGUUCAGCUGAAUGGCACCAUAUUUCGCGUAGCACGGCUUACUCGUUAGCAAAGAAAAGUCUAUCAGAUCUGCAGUUCUUUAGUGAAAAUGCAGCUAGUUCGUCACCACAACAUCAACCCACCAUUCACUGCAUCGCAACUCAUCGUCGGGAAAACCUCGAGCAGGCCGCACUUCAAGCAGAUAUUUGUAUUAAAGAGGCAGCGUUGCUUCCUAACUUUCCGGAGGGUCAAAAGGUGUAUAAAAAGCACGAGUGGCUGCGUUGGUUUGUCUAUCCGUAUGAAGCUGUUGCGAAGUACAAAAUGGGUGUUGACAAGGUGUCGCCCACGGAGAAGAUUACAGGGCCAUGUCAACCGCAAUUGUACAUGGAGGACGCUACGAAUCACAUUUGGGAUGGCAUGCCGUCUAUGUCCAAGCUGAAAAGAAGUCGCUUGGAGCGGCUGAUGCUGCUAUUACCAACCUACUGA
Molecule: messenger RNA, 1185 nt
Organism: Plasmopara halstedii
Lineage: Eukaryota; Oomycota; Peronosporomycetes; Peronosporales; Peronosporaceae
Exons: 1
Coding region: 1-1185 (394 amino acids)
Source: RefSeq, a predicted model, not a curated record